AGCUAGAACUACACCUCCCAGGAAGAGCCCCGGGGUGUCGAUGUUUGUUUCCGGAAGCCCCGCCCCUGAAAGGUGGGGCUUAGGGCUAGUAGAAGGCAGCCACUGUCAAUUGGUCAGGGUGCAAGAUCGACAAGUGUAGUGGCCAAUGGGAAGCAGCGACCGCCGAGCCGCCCAAGGAAGGGAAACUGAAGGCCGCCAGGUUGGUCACGGAUGGACUGCUCCCGGCAGGGGCUGGCAGCUCACCUCCGACUUUUCCCUGCCUGCCUUCCGCCUUGACUCGUGACCCUAGGCUCUUUGGAACUUCUCUGACCCGGCUAGCCACACCCCAGACUCAAACCAUGUUCCCGGUGAAGGUGAAAGUGGAGAAAUCAGAGCUGGAGAUGGCCAAGGCCCGGAACCAACUGGAUGCCGUUCUUCAGUGUCUGCUGGAGAAGAGUCACAUGGACAGGGAGCGUCUGGAUGAAGAAGCAGGGAAGACCCCCUCGGACACCCACAACAAGGACUGUUCCAUUGCAGCCACUGGCAAACGGCCUUCUGCCCGCUUCCCCCACCAGCGGAGGAAGAAGAGGAGGGAGAUGGAGGAUGGACUGGCUGAGGGAGGGCCACAGCGAUCCAACACGUAUGUGAUCAAGCUGUUUGACCGGAGCGUGGACCUGGCCCAGUUUAGCGAGAACACGCCGCUCUACCCCAUCUGCCGCGCCUGGAUGCGCAAUAGCCCUUCAGUGCGCGAGUGUGAACGCUCGCCCAGCUCACCGCUGCCCCCGCUGCCUGAGGAUGAGGAGGGGUCAGAGGUCACCAACACCAAGAAUCGUGAUGUGUACAAGCUGCCUCCUCCCUCAGCCCCUGGGCCACCUGGAGAGGCCUGCAGACCACGCAUCCCAUCCCCGCUGCAGCCUGAGAUCCAGGGUGCUGCUGCUGAUGAGCCCUCAGAGCCAGAGCCCUCUCCCUCCACACUCAUCUACCGCAACAUGCAACGCUGGAAACGCAUCCGGCAGAGGUGGAAGGAGGCGUCUCAUCGGAACCAGCUUCGUUACUCAGAAAGCAUGAAGAUUCUACGGGAAAUGUAUGAGCGACAGUGAUGUUCCCCAGCCCUCACCCCAAUAAACACUCCCCUUCUCCACA
Talpa occidentalis (Iberian mole) is the source of this 1122-nucleotide messenger RNA. It is a transcript of the gene LIN37, whose product is annotated as lin-37 DREAM MuvB core complex component. NCBI's taxonomy places the organism in Eukaryota, Metazoa, Chordata, Mammalia, Eulipotyphla, Talpidae. Gene Ontology annotation, cellular component: transcription repressor complex; Myb complex. Bases 339 to 1079 code for a protein of 246 amino acids. Gene Ontology annotation, biological process: negative regulation of transcription by RNA polymerase II. The transcript has 9 exons. The record is from RefSeq and is a predicted model, not a curated record.